AUGUCCUCAUCGACCCCCGCUACCACCGGUCGACUGACCUCCAAGAUCGCCCUCAUCACCGGUGGUACCCGCGGAUUCGGUGCCUCGAUCGUCUCGACGUUUGUCGCUCACGGCGCGCGAUGUCUCGUCAUGGACCUCCUCGCCACCGACGGUUUCUACGACCCCUAUACCGUCUCCCCUCCCCCCUCGGAUGUCUCCACCUCUACUGCAGUGGAUCGCUCGGCGUACGCGCUCAAAGCAGACAUCACAUCGCGCGAAUCUUGGGAGCGUGCUCUCUCCACCUGCCAGGAGAUCUUCGGUUCCCAUCCCACCAUCGUGGUGAACAACGCUGGGUGGACGUACAGCAACAAACCUACACUCGAGGUAAAGGAGGACGAGUUUGAAAAGGUUUUCAGUGUCAAUGUCAAGAGUGUAUUUUUGAGCGUUGAUGUGAUCCUUCCACGGGUGUUGGAGGAAAGCAAAGGGGAAGAUGUCAGUUGGAUCAAUGUUAGUAACAACGCAUCCAAGGGAGCGGUCAGCACAGCAACCAAAGCUCUAGCCGUAGAAUACGCUCCGCGCAAGAUCCGCUUCAACUGCGUCUGUCCCGUCGCUGGAAAUACCCCACUACUCGCCGAGGCAAGCGACAUCGCCAACGCCUGCCUCUUCCUCGCCGAUCCGCGCAGCGAAUUCAUCACCGGCAUCGACCUCCCCGUCGACGGUGGCAGAUGCGUCUAA
Molecule: messenger RNA, 714 nt
Organism: Pseudozyma hubeiensis SY62
Lineage: Eukaryota; Fungi; Basidiomycota; Ustilaginomycetes; Ustilaginales; Ustilaginaceae
Exons: 3
Coding region: 1-714 (237 amino acids)
Source: RefSeq, a predicted model, not a curated record